AUGUCCCUGGGCAGCCCGUUCCAGCGCUCUCGCCGCGCUCUGAGGGAGCAGCGCCGGCUCCAGCUCCCGUGCAGCGGGCAGGCUCGCUCGGAGCCCCGGCAGCGACAGCCAGGGCAGCAGCGCCGAAGGGAGCCGCGCAGCCCCAGGGUCCUUCCCAUUCAACACCCUGAAAAGAGGGAGAGCAGGGGAGCGAACCUCGAUCGUUACGCGCCCGGCACCCGGACAGCGCUGCCCAGACAGUGCGGAAACCGCGCGGGUGGGCAGCCCCGGCCGGCGGCCCCUGCUCCUCAUGCAGACGGGGGCUGCCAGCGGGAACAGCUCCGCGGGCUCAGGGACCGGCCCCCAGGCUUGCGUGGCGCCCACCCGCCCAGGGCUUCCUUCCCGGCUUCCCUCCCGACUUCCUUCCUGGCCCCAGCGCCACUGCCAGCCCCGCCGCCCGCGAGCGAGCGCGGCGGGGGCGCUCCGUGCGCAGGCGCCCCGGGCCGCGCCUGCCCCGUGCAGCGAACGGCGGGGGGGUGGCCGAGCCCGCCCCUGCGCCCGCCGGGCCGCGCUCGGCGCUGUCCCCGCCUGCCUCCGCCUCCAGCUCCGCCCGGGCGCUGGGAGCGGCGGCAACUUCCCCUCAAGUCCGCCCGGCGGCCGGGGGACGAUGCGACCCAGCUGAGUCCGGGCGCGCUGAGGACGGGCAGCGUCGGCAGCAGCGGCAGCCCCGCCGCCCGAGUCUGA
Molecule: messenger RNA, 723 nt
Organism: Melospiza melodia melodia
Lineage: Eukaryota; Metazoa; Chordata; Aves; Passeriformes; Passerellidae
Product: basic proline-rich protein-like
Exons: 2
Coding region: 1-723 (240 amino acids)
Source: RefSeq, a predicted model, not a curated record